AAUCGCCUGCGGAAGCCAUAACAACAUUGCUGGUGUGGUGUGUUUUAUUCGCUCGUGUCGUUAGCCGCUCCCGCAAGAAAAAUAUGUCUUCAAGAAAAUUCUUCGUCGGUGGAAACUGGAAAAUGAACGGUGAUAAAAAGAGCCUGGGCGAGCUGAUAAUGACCUUGAACACAGCCAGUCUGAACGAUGAAACAGAGGUGGUUUGUGGAGCUCCCUCCAUCUAUCUUGAUUAUGCAAGAUCUAAGCUGGACCAAAGGAUCGGUGUGGCUGCCCAGAACUGCUAUAAGGUUCCCAAAGGAGCCUUUACUGGGGAGAUCAGUCCGGCAAUGAUUAAAGACUGCGCCAUCGACUGGGUGAUUUUAGGGCAUUCUGAAAGACGUCACGUUUUCGGCGAGAGCGAUGAGCUGAUUGGUCAGAAGGUGGCCCACUGCCUGGAGAGCGAUUUGGGCGUGAUCGCCUGCAUCGGGGAGAAACUGGAGGAGAGAGAGGCUGGAACCACAGAGGACGUGGUGUUUGCUCAGACCAAAGUCAUUGCAGAUAAUGUGAAAGACUGGACUCAUGUAGUUCUAGCGUAUGAACCGGUGUGGGCCAUUGGCACUGGGAAAACCGCUUCACCUGAACAGGCUCAAGAGGUGCAUGAAAAGCUAAGAGGAUGGCUGAGAACCAACGUGUCGGAUGAAGUCGCUGACUCAGUGCGUAUUAUUUAUGGAGGCUCUGUUACUGCAGCCAACUGCAAAGAGCUUGCAGGCCAAGCCGAUGUUGAUGGCUUUCUGGUGGGAGGAGCUUCUCUUAAGCCUGAGUUUGUUGAUAUUAUAAAUGCCCGCUCAUAGAGAUGCUCAACCAUUUUGAUGGUCAAAACCAAAAAUCAGUAUAUAACAGCUUCUUGUCGUUGUAGCAGGUCUGCAAGCACUAGCGUUGGCAUUUAAACCAGGUUAACUUCAAUAGUUCUUGUCACAUGGACUGAAAUGUUAGCAUCCUUUUGCAUUUAACUUAAUGUCAUAUAAUUGUUGGGACAUUGUUACUUGUUAGAUGCUGCACUUGAACAAACCUUUGUGUGUUGUCUUAUGUGCUCACACACACCACACUACUUGAAGUCUAUUAUGUACUGUAUUGAUUAUUGCACAAGGCCGGCAUUGAAUGUUGCACAUGGUUUGUGUUAAUUUAAGACUUGAUCCUCUGUAGUAAUGACUACAUAAAUACCCUAUUUGUCCUCUUAUUGUUUACUUUCCUGCUUUAAUGUCUGUAAUUAUUUCCGUGUGUCCUACCGGAAUAAAUUGAGUACAUACUUGCAGUGAAGUUUAAA
This is a messenger RNA of Misgurnus anguillicaudatus (oriental weatherfish), 1303 nucleotides long. It is a transcript of the gene tpi1a, whose product is annotated as triosephosphate isomerase 1a. Gene Ontology annotation, cellular component: cytosol. NCBI's taxonomy places the organism in Eukaryota, Metazoa, Chordata, Actinopteri, Cypriniformes, Cobitidae. Gene Ontology annotation, biological process: glycolytic process; glyceraldehyde-3-phosphate biosynthetic process; glycerol catabolic process. The record is from RefSeq and is a predicted model, not a curated record. Gene Ontology annotation, molecular function: triose-phosphate isomerase activity.